AUGAUAAAUUGUAAUGGCCCCAAAAAAUAUGGGCUCAAAGGGAAGCUUCCUUGUCCAUCGCCACAGCCACGGCCCGCGCCGAUGCAAAUAUUUGAUGAGGAGAGGAAAAAGGCGGCCCAAAACACUCUAUUGUCGUAUUUUACUUCGACCACGACAUCUAAUGAUCCCUGGAGCCCUGCUAAAGACGAGCAACACGCACCUUUUGAUGGAAAUCGUAAAGAAAGCAAGCAAUUAUAUUUGAGAUUGGGACAAAAGGAAAAUUUCCUUACUGAAUGUCGCGAAUGCUUCAUGGCAUAUAACCCCUCAUGUGUUGAGGACAGAAAGAUACACAGCAAGUAUCAUAAGAAAUGCUCUCUAAAGUAA
Messenger RNA from Mitosporidium daphniae, 363 nucleotides. RefSeq lists its product as uncharacterized. Bases 1 to 363 code for a protein of 120 amino acids. The record is from RefSeq and is a predicted model, not a curated record. NCBI's taxonomy places the organism in Eukaryota, Fungi, Microsporidia. The transcript has a single exon.